This is a messenger RNA of Microthlaspi erraticum, 921 nucleotides long. NCBI's taxonomy places the organism in Eukaryota, Viridiplantae, Streptophyta, Magnoliopsida, Brassicales, Brassicaceae. The record is from the annotation of a GenBank genome assembly.
AUGGCUGAUAAUGUACAAGUUGUACCCGUUGAAGAACCAACCAUAACAGCCACCGCAGCCGCGAUAACGACUGAAAGCUCCGACAAAAUGGAGUCACAGAGCGAUAAGCCACCCGUCGGAACGUUGAUUACAAUUGUGAACCUUUUCGCCGCCGGUGUACUUCCGAUCUUCACCUUCGUUCUCUCCCUUACACUCCUCGGCUACGCCGUGUGGCUCCUUUACAUGCGUAGCUACGACUGCGAAGAUAUUCUAGGUCUGCCACGUGUCCAGACGCUAGCCAGCGUCGGUCUUCUCGCCGUGUUCGUCGUAAGCAACGUGGCUCUAUUUAUCCGACGGAAGUUUCCGAUGCCGGCACUCGUGGUGAUGGUCGUGAUUCUUUUGCUGAUGUUGUUCAUCGGUUUGGCGUACGCCGGAGUCAACGAGAUGCAAACUCGGCGGUUUCCGGCGACGUGGUCGUGGUUUAAGCUCAAAGUUACGGAUGAUGUGAAUUGGAACAACAUCAAAUCGUGUAUAUACGAUAAAGGAGCCUGCAACGAGCUCGUCUACGGAUCUCCACUAGAUAAACCUUAUAAUAGAAGAAAAAUGCCACCAAUCAAGAAUGGAUGUUGUAUGCCGCCGGAGACAUGUAACAUGGAUGCGAUAAACGCGACGUUUUGGUAUAGAAGAAGAGACGAGGGACCACCGGUGGAGACGGAGAUGAUGUACGGUGGGAUGGUCGGAAGGAUGAGCGACUGUGAGCUUUGGAGGAACGAUUGGAGCGUGUUGUGCUAUGAUUGUAGGUCUUGCAAGUUCGGAUUCGUGAGAUCCGUGAGGAGGAAAUGGUGGCAGCUCGGUAUCUUCUUGAUAGUCAUCUCCAUUCUUCUUCUCAUCUCUCAUCUCUUUAUCUUCUUGGCCACCUUUUGGGAACGAUUCAAUGGUUAA